Messenger RNA from Pocillopora verrucosa, 2382 nucleotides. Its product is annotated as glutathione hydrolase 1 proenzyme. Lineage: Eukaryota; Metazoa; Cnidaria; Anthozoa; Scleractinia; Pocilloporidae. The record is from RefSeq and is a predicted model, not a curated record. Gene Ontology annotation, cellular component: plasma membrane. Gene Ontology annotation, biological process: glutathione catabolic process. Gene Ontology annotation, molecular function: glutathione gamma-glutamate hydrolase.
GUUUCAGGGAUAUCCGUAAGAAUCGAGCACGAGUUUUAUACUUACUUGCAACGCCUAAGACGCGCGGUUUUCGUUGCAAAAUGGAAGCUACGAUGAGCGACAGACGGAAGAUCAUAAUAGUUGUGGCUAUGGGCGUGACUUCACUUUUGACGGCGGUUAGCAGUCUCCUUGCUCGUUAUUUAACAGACCAAUCUGUGGGAACCUAUGAUAAAUAUGCAGUUGCCACGGAUACACCGCUGUGCUCUAAAAUCGGAACCGACACCCUAAAAGCUAACGGUUCAGCAGUGGAUGCUGCCAUCGCCGCCAUGUUCUGUCUGGGUGUGGUCAGCAUGCACUCAUCAGGGAUAGGAGGUGGGGGAGUGAUGUUGGUGUACUACCAAGCAUCGAAGAACGCCAUUGUCUACGACUUCAGAGAAACUGCCCCAGCCACAGCCUACAAGGACAUGUUUAAGGGCAACCAAAAAAAAUCCAAGACAGGUGGUCUGUCCAUCGCUGUUCCCGGUGAGGUUCGCGGUAUGUACGAGGCUUGGAAACGACAUGGUCGGUUACCAUGGGAACACCUGGUUCAACCCGCCAUUGAUUUGGCCAUAUAUGGAUUUGAAGUAACUCAAGCUGUGGAAGAUGCACUGAAAACGACAAAAGGAAUCAAAGAUGAUAUUGAAAACGACCCGGGAUUGAGUGAGCUGCUCCUUAAAGACAAUAAGCUGGUUAAAAAAGGAGAUGUUAUUGAGAACGUGGAGUACGCAAGGACUCUAGAAAGAGUGCGUGACGAUCCUGACUCAUUUUACAGUGGAGCGCUCGCUAAUGACAUAUUGCGUGACAUUAGGAAAGUCAAUGGGAUCGUGACUGCCAGAGAUUUAAGACUUUAUAAGUCGAUUAUAAGAGUGCCAUACCGGAGUAACAUCCAGAACAUGACAAUGUACCUGACCCCACCACCCACAAGUGGCGCUGUGCUGGCACUGAUCUUAAACAUUUUAAGAGGGUACAACUUGACAUCAUCAGCUCGCGAUGACGAGAACUCCAAAAUCCUUACAUAUCAUCGAAUCAUUGAAUCCUUCAAGUUCAGUUAUGCGUGGCGCAGUCAGCUUGGAGAUCCCAAGUUUAACUCCAGGAUAGUAAAGACAGCAAAAGACAUGUUAGAGCCAGAACUUGGUGAUACCCUUCGUCAAAAAAUAUGGGAUAACAAGACUUACACGGAUGUAUCUUAUUACGCGGAUUCCUUUUCGAACGCUGAUUACGGUACGACACACGUGGCUGUACUGGACCAAUAUGGAGACGCAGUUUCUGUAACAUCCACUAUUAAUAUGAGGUUUGGCGCUAAAUAUCGAUCCACUGAAACAGGCAUCAUUUACAACAAUGAGAUGGCAGAUUUUGAUAUUCCUGGUCACGACGUAGUGGGUGAUAUUUCUCCUUCACCAUUCAAUUUUCCUGAGCCUGGUAAGCGACCGUUCUCUUCCAUGUGUCCCACCAUUUUGACCGAUAACGACGGAAAAGUUCAGUUUGUUAUCGGUGCCUCCGGUGGGAAAAGGAUAACCACAGCUGUGUCACUGGUCUUAAUGAACAAACUCUGGUUUGGAGAUGACUUGUCCAAGGCGGUGGACGAACCUCGACUGCACUCACAUCUGGUGCCUGAUCAGAGAGUAUAUUAUGAAGACGAUAAGCCCAUUGACGAGGACGUAAUAGAAGGCUUAACACAACUAGGUCACAACGUCACUGGCAGUAAUCUUUUUGCUGUGGUGCAGGCGAUUUCUAGGCGGGAACCUGGAGGAAAAAUAUACGCCAAGUCUGACCCAAGAAAGUACGGUGCACCCGCGGGUGAAUAGAAGUGCGAUCCCGAGACACUCGCCCGACCAAAACUCGCUUUUAAACCCUAUCCAAUGUGGUAACAACUUAUUUUCCAUAAAUGAGCGGAAAGCUGCAAUAAGCUACUGAAUAAUGGCGCUUCACUAGGAUAGAAAAUACAUUUUCCUUUUCUUUUUUAUAGCAGUUCUGAUGCAUCUUUUGUCGAAAUUAAAGUUUAUUGUUAGGAUUUGAAAAAAUUUAUGAUCCUCGUCCUUUGAUAUCGUUCUCCGAUUUGAAGUAUGUUAUUUUAAAUAGGCAGAAGCGUUAAAUUCAUUCGUCUUUUUCCGUUGAUUUAAUUUUCUUAGAAUUUCCAUUUCAUUAUGUUGGACUCAGCUCUGCAUGGACGAGUAGAAUUGCUUUGCUUACACGCUAUAGAUUUAAUAGAAUAAAACGAGGUCAUAACGUCACUGGCAAUUUUAGGUAGUUAGUUAUCCUUAGGUAGUUAGUUAUCCUAUUUGUUAUAGAAUUAAUCUUUUUAUUAUAACUAUUUAUUAAUGUAGUUUGCUCGAAGAUAUUAGCACCCGAGUGCUACACUGUAAA